Fukomys damarensis (Damara mole-rat) is the source of this 5236-nucleotide messenger RNA. It is a transcript of the gene Ror1, whose product is annotated as receptor tyrosine kinase like orphan receptor 1. The coding region runs from base 556 to 3180 and encodes 874 amino acids. NCBI's taxonomy places the organism in Eukaryota, Metazoa, Chordata, Mammalia, Rodentia, Bathyergidae. Gene Ontology annotation, biological process: multicellular organism development; cell surface receptor protein tyrosine kinase signaling pathway; positive regulation of kinase activity. Gene Ontology annotation, cellular component: signaling receptor complex. The transcript is spliced from 10 exons. Gene Ontology annotation, molecular function: ATP binding; protein kinase activity; protein binding. The record is from RefSeq and is a predicted model, not a curated record.
UCCGGGCCAGCUUAUUUUGGACUGAAAGCCAAUCCCUGGCCUGUCCCUGGCCUCCCUAGUGUGGCCACAACACCCUGUGAUUCUGUCAUCGCCUCUCCCACUUCCAGCCUGCUGCCCAGCGCCUCCGUAAGCAAACUGCCCAGCUGUUUGACGGGAGCCCAAGGCACAAGUCCCAGAGGUUUCAGUCCGUGGUUGGCUGGCUCCAAAGCACAAACACAUAGCAGAAGCCAGUGGCGGAGGAAUGCUGCUCACGUCGUGGCAUCUGGGAAGCAGAGAGCGGGCUGAGAGCCAGAGAGCAAGGACCGUCUGAGAUAGAGUCCCCACGAUCCUCUUCAUCCGAGUGGGCACCAUCUCCUACGCAUCCAUUCACCUCUGAGCCCACUGCUGGGCUGACCACCGACAAGGUCGAUCCCACUCACCUCUUGGGAGUCUUCUCAUCAGUUAGGCUGACAUCCAGAAACUGAGCUGUCAGUCACUGCGGAGUUAGUGCCUACCUCACCGUGGAACAUUUCCAGUGAUCUUGACAAAGAUUCCUACCUGACCCUCAAUGAGCCCAUGAACAACAUCACCACGUCGCUGGGGCAGACGGCGGAGCUGCACUGCAAGGUCUCGGGGAGUCCGCCUCCCUCCAUCCGCUGGUUCAAGAACGAUGCCCCUGUUGUGCAAGAGCCGCGAAGGGUCUCCUUCCGGGCAACCAGCUACGGCUCUCGGCUGCGGAUCCGGAACCUGGACACCACCGACACCGGCUACUUCCAGUGCGUGGCUACCAAUGGCAAGAAGGUGGUUUCUACCACCGGAGUCCUGUUCGUCAAGUUUGGGCCCCCUCCUACGGCAAGUCCAGGAUCUUCGGACGAGUACGAGGAGGACGGAUUCUGCCAGCCCUACAGAGGCAUUGCGUGCGCCCGGUUCAUUGGCAACCGCACAGUCUACAUGGAGUCUCUGCACAUGCAGGGGGAGAUAGAAAACCAGAUCACAGCCGCCUUCACCAUGAUCGGCACCUCCAGCCACUUAUCUGACAAGUGUUCCCAGUUUGCCAUCCCCUCCCUGUGCCACUACGCCUUCCCCUACUGCGACGAAACCUCAGCCGUCCCGAAGCCCCGAGACUUGUGCCGCGACGAGUGUGAGAUCCUGGAGAACGUGCUGUGCCAGACGGAGUACAUUUUCGCGAGAUCGAACCCCAUGAUUCUCAUGAGGCUGAAGCUGCCCAACUGUGAAGACCUCCCCCAGCCGGAGAGCCCGGAGGCCGCGCACUGCAUCCGCAUCGGCGUCCCCAUGGCCGAUCCCAUCAACAAAAAUCACAAGUGCUACAACAGCACGGGGGUGGACUACCGCGGCACAGUGAGCGUGACCAAGUCAGGGCGCCAGUGCCAGCCCUGGAAUUCCCAGUACCCCCACACGCACACCUUCACCGCCCUCCGCUUCCCUGAGCUCAAUGGAGGCCACUCCUACUGCCGCAACCCCGGGAACCAGAAGGAAGCCCCCUGGUGCUUCACCUUGGACGAGAACUUCAAGUCCGACCUAUGCGACAUCCCAGCCUGCGACUCGAAAGAUUCCAAGGAGAAGAAUAAGAUGGAAAUCCUGUACAUCCUGGUGCCAAGCGUGGCCAUUCCCCUGGCGAUCGCUUUCCUCUUCUUCUUUAUCUGCGUCUGCCGCAAUAACCAGAAGUCAUCAUCACCACCAGUGCAGAGGCAGCCGAAACACGUCAGGGGCCAGAACGUGGAGAUGUCCAUGCUGAACGCGUACAAGCCCAAGAGCAAGGCCAAAGAGCUGCCGCUGUCCGCGGUGCGGUUCAUGGAGGAGCUGGGCGAGUGCGCCGUGGGGAAGGUGUACAAGGGCCACCUCUACCUCCCGGGCAUGGACCACGCCCAGCUGGUGGCCAUCAAGACCCUGAAGGACUGCAACAGCCCGCAGCAGUGGGCCGAGUUCCAGCAGGAGGCCUCGCUGCUGGCCGAGCUGCAGCAUCCCAACGUCGUGUGCCUGCUGGGCGCCGUCACGCAGGAGCAGCCGGUGUGCCUGCUCUUCGAGUUCCUCAACCAGGGCGACCUGCGCGAGUUCCUCAUCAUGCGCUCCCCGCACUCCGACGUGGGCUGCAGCAGCGACGAGGACGGCACGGUGCGGUCCAGCCUGGACCACGGCGACUUCCUGCACAUCGCCGUGCAGAUUGCUGCGGGCAUGGAGUACCUGUCGGGCCGCUUCUUCGUGCACAAGGACCUGGCGGCCCGCAACGUCCUCAUGGGCGAGCAGCUGCACGUCAAGAUCUCGGACCUCGGGCUGUCCCGCGAGAUCUACUCCGCCGACUACUACCGGGUGCAGAGCAAGGCGCUGCUGCCCAUCCGCUGGAUGCCCCCCGAGGCCAUCGUGUACGGCAAGUUCUCCUCCGACUCCGACAUCUGGUCCUUCGGCGUAGUGCUGUGGGAGAUUUUCAGCUUCGGACUCCAGCCCUACUACGGGUUCAGCAACCAGGAAGUGAUCGAGAUGGUGCGGAAGCGGCAGCUGCUGCCGUGCUCCGAGGACUGCCCGCCCCGCAUGUACAGCCUCAUGACCGAGUGCUGGAACGAGGUCCCCUCCCGGAGGCCCCGGUUCAAGGACAUCCACGUGCGCCUGCGCUCCUGGGAGGGGCUGUCCAGCCACACCAGCUCCACCACGCCCUCGGGGGGCAACGCCACCACGCAGACCACCUCCCUCAGCGCCAGCCCGGUGAGCAAUCUCAGCAACCCCAGGUUCCCCGGCUACAUGUUCCCGAGCCAGGGCCUCCCCGCGCAGGGCCAGAUCACGGGCUUCAUCGGCCCCCCAAUACCUCAGAACCAGCGCUUCAUCCCCAUCAACGGGUACCCGAUACCUCCGGGGUACGCGGCCUUCCCGGCCGCCCACUACCAGCCCACGGGGCCCCCCAGGGGGAUCCAGCACUGCCCCCCUCCCAAGAGCCGCUCCCCGAGCAGCGCCAGCGGCUCCACCAGCACGGGCCACGUGACCAGCCUGCCCUCCUCGGGGUCCAACCAGGAAGCCAACAUCCCGCUCCUGCCGCACCUGUCCCUGCCCAGCCACCCCGGCGGGAUGGGCCUCGCGGUGUUCGGCAGCAAAUCCCAGAAACCCUACAAGGUAGACUCCAAGCAGCCCUCUCUGCUGGGAGACCCCGGCGUUCACGGGCACAGCGAGUCUAUGAUUUCCGCAGAACUGUAAAGGGUGCACCUUCUUGUAAAUGUGGUAUGCGGGACGAGCUAGGAAGCUGGAGAAAAGAUUUCUAUUCAAAUGUUUUUAUUGAGUAGGGCUCUCAUUUAGCAGACGUUGCAACAAGUAUCUUCUGUGAAGUUUAGCUGUGUCUUACCCGGCAAAAUGGGCACCAGCCAGGAAGACACCGGCUGGGAUCCACGAUUGGUCUCCAGUGCCGAAAACUGAACCAGCCAAGAGGCGAACCCUGUGAGGAAGCGUCAACCCAAAAAGGAAAGUCCACGGUGCUGUGUGUGCCUGGCCAUGCCCGGGCUCUCCCUGAAAUGUGUAUACCGUAGCCCGGUCUGCCUGCUGUCCCUCCUCCAGGACGAGAGUUCGGGAAUGAUACUGAUUCGAUUCAGACUCUGCAGUGUCUGUACAGAAAAGAUGUUCAGAAGCCACAAGGAGUUGGUAAACCAAGUUCACAGUCCAGGAUGGAAGUGAGCCAUAGCGCAAGUGCCCUGGAGCGCCUGUGUGGGGGCUUCUGGGGGUGCCCUGUGUGCCUCUGUGGAGACCUCCUCUUCUGCUCGUGAAGCCUCUCCCACACUGUCCCUUGUCACUGUGUUUACAUGAGCCCUCCCGUUAUACAGGGCACAGGACCCAAAGCAGGCUUGAGGUGGCUGCUGGAAGUGAUUGUCGAUCGACUGUUCACCUCACUGAGGCAGCAAAGGAAGCACAGUCUGGAAACAGGUCCCUGAGCCGAGAUCAGCAGCCCUGGGGCAAGGGCAGGGACAGGAGUCUCCAGGGGACUUUGCAGGUGCCUCCCCAGAGCAGUAACAUUGACGGGGAGGUGCGGCUGCAUACCAGAGCAGCAUAUCUGCAGCCACCGGCAAGGGCCCAAGGGUCCCUGGCAUCAGUCACUGUCCCCAGACAGGGUGCCAGGGAGGGCACCAAUAACCAGGAAACAGCCUCACUUUUUAUCUGUGCUAGAAAUGUUCACAGAUUUUAUUCCAACCCCCCAAUUCAUAACGAUUUAUUCGUAGUUAGUUGUCCAACGACAGUAUGCCCUGUCUCACAAAACAUUACAGUCAUUCUACCAAACAACACCUGGGUUCUCAUUUCAAAGACUACCGAGAGCUGAAUUCUUUGGGCCGGUAAACAAGCAACACGAUCCUUUCCACCUUUGCCCGAGGGAGGUACCGAAUGUGCCUCUCCUGGCAUCUGCCUGCUGCCUCUCUGGGCCAAGUUUAGAAUUCUCAUGGCCUUCAAGUUCUAUAUAGAAAGGAAUUUUAUAUUUGAUGUUUGUCCUGUUAAAAACAACAGCUCCUUUAUUCUAAAAACAAUGUCUCCUGGUCUCAUUUUUACUUUAAAGCUGUAAGAGAGGAAGAGACAGGAUCCACAGUAAUUCCUGGAUAUGGUAUCUUGUGAGCAGAAUGUAAGAUCAUGGGAAACCCCUUCAUGUUUCCAGUUUUUAAAAAUACAAUUAACAUGAAAAUUCAAGGCAGUCUGUUUACCAAAAUGUGUUGCAACUUUCCCCAGCCUGAGUCUUCAGACAACAAGCAUGAACUUGUAGGUAGUGAACUCAGAAGAAUUGGCUGCGUUCAGAUUUACUGGAAGAUACACUGAUAGUCAGAGGUUACAUUUUUUAACUUUAGGUAAAGGAGAAUAUUUGAAUCCUUUUGUUGCUAUGCAACUGUUUAAUGAUGAAGCUCCAAACCAUAAUUUUAUCAUACGACAAUCUAUCAUUUUCCAAGAAUAUUUAUUAUUUUUAAGUAAACAGCUUUAGUGAAUCUGAGCAUCCCUUAAAGGGAAAUUAGCAUUCCGUGAGCCAGUAAAAUACUUCUCUGAAAAACAUUCUCAUGGUUAAAAGUAAAUUCAAGUUAGUUUUUAAAUAAAGAACUAUAACUUUUUUAAACACUUUGUAAUAACUGAAAUCAUUAAGGUAAGCAAACUAAAUUUCAAAACCACUUGUAAUAAUGUAUUUUCUAACAGCACUGUGAUACUGAAAAACACAGUCUCUUUGUAUUAAAUAGUAUUUUUUCCACAGACUGAAAAAAAUAUCUUUUGCCUUGUUGACAAUGUUUUGUAA